AUGAUACGCAUUCAUUCUUUCUUUCUUUCUUUCUUUCUUUCUUUCUUUCUUUCUUUCUUUCUUUCAUUCGUUCUUUCUUUCAUUCGUUCUUUCUUUCUUUCUUUCUUUCUUUCUUUCUUUCUUUCUUUCACUUGUCUUUCUAUUUUUCUUGUACCUGUCUUUCUUUUAUCGUUUCUUUUGCAUUUUUAUAUUGAGUUUCUAUUUUAUUCUGUUCUCAUCUAUCUAUCUAUUGCUUCCUUCAUUACUAUUCUAUUUUAUUCUAUCUAUCUAUCUAUCUAUCUAUCUAUCUAUCUAUCUAUCUAUCUAUCUAUCUAUCUCGGCCUCUUAAAUAUCUGUUUUUAUUUAGCUUCUCAACUUUUCCAGCAUUUUCCAUUUUUUUCUCCCUUACACCUCUUUCUGUCCUUCUCUAACUUUUGUUUUUCUUUCUCUUUCUUCCUUUUUUCUUCUCAUUUCCACUUUAUGUCUUCACUCUUUUUUCUUUAUUUUCUUUUCUUUCAUCUUCCUGCGUCUACGUUUCAAAAUUCCUGUCUCCUCUUCAACAUUCUUUGGUUUUUCACUUCUUUUUUUUUCUCUUGCUAUCACUUCUUUCUUCUUUUUUUCUCCUUUCUCUUAUUUUUGAAAUAUUAUUUUCAAUUUUCUUAUUAUUAUUCUCAUUCUUAUGUUGCUACUCUUACGCAACUGCAAGUAACUUCUUCCGUCCUGCAACUCUUCUCGCCAAGGUCCGAACUCUUCUCUCUGCCGUCUGAGGUGAACUCUUCUCUCUGCCUUCCGGGGGCUGUUUCUGCUUGUUUGGCCUGCAACUUUACUGCCUGUCUGGCCUGCAAUUCUUCGGCUUGUCCUGCCUGCAGCUCUUCUGCCUAUCUGGCCUGCAAUUCUUCGGCCUGUCUGGCCUGCAGCUCUUCUGCCUAUCUGGCCUGCAGCUCUUCUGCCUAUCUGGCCUGCAAUUCUUCGGCCUGUCUGGCCUGCAGCUCUUCUGCCUGUCUGGCCUGCAGCUCUUCUAUCCCUAUCUUCGGCCUGUCUGGCCUGCAAUUCUUCCAACCUGUCUGGCCUUUCAGCUUUUCUUCUCUUCGACUUGGCUGCAACUCUCUGCCUGUCCGGGCCAAACGGACUCCCUUCUUGCCCGCAAGGGACCCCGCCGUCCGCUCCCAACUUUCUGGCCGUCUGUCUUUUCUGUCGAUUGGGACGCAACUGCAAGUAACUUCUUCUUCCGUCCUGCAACUCUUCUCGCCAAGGUCCGAACUCUUCUCUCUGCCGUCUGAGGUGAACUCUUCUCUCUGCCUUCCGGGGCUGAACUGUUCUGCUUGUUUGGCCUGCAACUUUACUGCCUGUCUGGCCUGCAAUUCUUCGGCUUGUCUAGCCUGCAGCUCUUCUGCCUAUCUGGCCUGCAAUUCUUCGGCCUGUCUGGCCUGCAGCUCUUCUGCCUAUCUGGCCUGCAGCUCUUCUGCCUAUCUGGCCUGCAAUUCUUCGGCCUGUCUGGCCUGCAGCUCUUCUGCCUGUCUGGCCUGCAGCUCUUCUGCCUAUCUGGCCUGCAAUUCUUCGGCCUGUCUGGCCUGCAAUUCUGCUCCAACUUCUCUGCGGCUUUCGAGCAAUUUUCUUCUCUUCGACUUGGCUGCAACUUCUCUGCCUGUCCGGGCCAAACGGACCGGCCCUUCUUGCCCGCAAGGGGCGAAUGAGCAGGGCCCGCCAGUCUCUCUUUCCACCAUUGAUGCCACUUUGUGUCUAUUGUCGAAAAGCCUACGCUCAUCUUUUCUAUUCGGGUUCUCUCAUCUAUCUAUCUAUCUAUCUAUCUAUCUAUCUAUCUAUCUAUCUAUCUAUCUAUCUAUCUAUCUCUGUUGA
Acanthosepion pharaonis is the source of this 1836-nucleotide messenger RNA. NCBI's taxonomy places the organism in Eukaryota, Metazoa, Mollusca, Cephalopoda, Sepiida, Sepiidae. The record is from the annotation of a GenBank genome assembly.